AUGUCGUUCGCUUCGCGCAACAUGCUCUCGACCUUUGCUCGCUCGUUCGCCUCGACGUCGCGCACCUCGACCGUGCCACUCGCCACUGCUAUGCGCGGUCAGCAGAGGUUCUACUCGGCCCGACCCGACCUCGCCAGCGGCCAGAGGGAUGACCACGCACACGGCCCCAUUCCCGGCGCCCACCCGAGCCCCGAGAUCAACGUCGCCCGGACGCGCUCGACGAUCCGCGUGCUGGUCCCCUCGGUCUCGCUCAUGCUCCUCUUUAUCGGCUGGUGGUUCCUCGGCCACGACGACCGUGACCACCGCAAGGCUCGCAUUGAUGUCGGCCCCGACGCCGACAACAAGCUCAAGGGAUCCAAGCACCGCGCCGCCCUCCAGCUCCAGAAUGGCGAGAGGAACGAGCUCGGCGAGAAGAUCAAGUAG
Pseudozyma flocculosa PF-1 is the source of this 423-nucleotide messenger RNA. RefSeq lists its product as uncharacterized. The transcript is spliced from 2 exons. The record is from RefSeq and is a predicted model, not a curated record. The coding region runs from base 1 to 423 and encodes 140 amino acids. Lineage: Eukaryota; Fungi; Basidiomycota; Ustilaginomycetes; Ustilaginales; Ustilaginaceae.